Daucus carota subsp. sativus is the source of this 1174-nucleotide messenger RNA. RefSeq lists its product as uncharacterized. The transcript is spliced from 9 exons. The coding region runs from base 73 to 1020 and encodes 315 amino acids. Gene Ontology annotation, biological process: mRNA catabolic process; negative regulation of translation. The record is from RefSeq and is a predicted model, not a curated record. Gene Ontology annotation, cellular component: CCR4-NOT complex; CCR4-NOT core complex; P-body. Lineage: Eukaryota; Viridiplantae; Streptophyta; Magnoliopsida; Apiales; Apiaceae.
UUGUGCUUUUCCUACAAAACUCAAUAACGGCCUUCUUGUUGGGGGUGCUUCUAGGGAUUUUUGUCUGAAACAAUGAUGAACUUGCCGGACUCUCUUUUCCCGGAUUUCGAGAAUAGCGAAUGUGCUUUUACUAACGGUGGUGCAACUGCUAAUGGUGUUAGAGCACUUGAUUUGUCUUUGGCUAGUGUUGACGAGUUGCUUCAAUUGCUUGGUGAACCCGAGCACCGUGAAAAGGCCAUCUCGCUUCUUACUCGAAUCAAGAAGCAGGGAUCCAAUAAGGAUUUGGCUCUCCAAAUAUGGCGUUCUCCGAAUACAAUUUUCUUUUUGUUAACGGAAAUAAUAUCAAUUUACAAGUCGUUUACUCCUGAAAAGCUUACAAUGAAAGAAUCAAGUAGAGUUUGUGAUGUGCUUGUUUUGUUUGAGUGUCUAGCAAGUCAUCGUCAAACAAAGAAGGAAUUCCUCAAUGUUCAGAUACACUGUUAUCUUUACCCUUUUUUGAUGACUGAGGAAAGGGGAAGACCAUUCCAAUACCUAAGGUUAAUGAGCUUGGGGGUGAUAGGAGGUCUCUUGAAGGAGAUUGAUGAUCCUAUUGCAAAGGAUUCUGUUCAUCAUUUGCUUCAAUCAGGAUUUUUCCCUAUGUGCCUACGUAGCAUAGAGUUUGGUAACGACCUUUCGCAAUCUACUGCAUCCUGGAUUAUUUCAAGGCUACUAAUACAAAAACAAGGUCUACAAUAUUGCUACGAGCCUACAACUCGAAUGUGUGCAAUAAUGCGGGUUUUCAAAGAUGCUAUUGAAAAGAUGCAUGAUAAACCAUCAGCAACCGUCCUGAAAAAUAUUAUUCAAUGCUAUCUCAUAGUGUCUGAGACAUCAAGGGGUUGUCUCCUUAUUAAAAGCUUCAUUCCAUCAAUAUUGAUGAGUGCUCCAUAUAUUAAUGCCCUUCGUGCACAUCCUGCAAGCAUAAAAAAUUUGCUAGAAAUAUUCCAAAGGCUGGCAAAAGGACAUGAGACAACUACAGACUAGCUGCAGAGUAGUUGGUGAUACUGCAGGUUUAUCAAAUCUUAAGUGCUAAUACUUUUCUUCAGAAAAAUGAUAAUUUUAUAUUCAGAAAACAUCUAGAUGAUUACAUCUUGUUCCCUUCUUUUAUAGUAAGAAGAAAACUUAAAUUUUUUAAAAA